This is a messenger RNA of Geodia barretti, 1230 nucleotides long. The record is from the annotation of a GenBank genome assembly. NCBI's taxonomy places the organism in Eukaryota, Metazoa, Porifera, Demospongiae, Tetractinellida, Geodiidae.
AUUCGCCAUCACCGUGGACGACCUGGAGGACGCGCUGGAGCUGGGCGUCGGGUUCGACGGCGCGGCCAUCGAGGGUUACAGCACCGACACGGAAAGCGACAUGCGGGCUUUCCCGGACCCGACCACCUUCACGCUCCUGCCGUGGCGGCCCCGGCGCAACGCCGUGGCCCGCAUCUUCUGCGACGUGCGCACCCCGCGGGGAGAGCCGUUCAUCGGCGAUCCGCGCCACGUGUUGAAGCGCAACCUGGAGCGCCUGGCCAGCCUGGGGUACAUCUACUACGUCGGCCCGGAGCUCGAAUACUUCUACCUGCGGGACGCCGAGAAACGCCGGAACCGCUGGACACCUACGGGUAUUACGACCAGCUCUCCAGCCACCCGGCUUCUGACCUGCGACGCGACACCGUGCUCAACCUCGCCGAAAUGGGCAUCCCCGUCAAGUAUUCCCACCACGAGGGCGCGCCCAGCCAGCACGAGAUUGAUCUCCAGUACACCGACGCCCUGACCAUGGCCGACAACGUAAUGACCGCCCGCAUGGUCAUCAAGGAACUGGCCCAACAACAGGGCGUCUACGCCUCAUUCAUGCCCAAGCCCUUUUCCACCUCCAACGGCAGCGGCAUGCACACCCACCAGUCGCUGUUCCGGGGCAACAGCAACGCCUUUUACGACCCGGACGACGACCUCCAUCUGUCGGUGAUCGGCAAGCGGUUCAUCGCCGGCCUGCUGCGGCACGCGCCGGAAAUCACCCUGGUGACCAACCAGUGGGUGAACUCCUACAAGCGGCUGGUGCCCGGCUACGAAGCGCCCGUGCACGUGUCCUGGACCAUGUCCAGCCGCCUGGAUUUGAUACGGGUUCCGUCGUACAAGGCCGGCUACGAAACCUCGCUGCGCGUCGAGUACCGCGCCCCGGAUCCGGCCUGCAAUCCGUACCUGGCGUUCAGCGCACUGCUGGCCGCCGGACUGAAGGGCAUUGAGGACGAAUACCCGGUGCCCUCGCCCAUCACGAGCGACGUCGCGUCCAUGUCCGCCGAGGAGCGGACCGCGCGUGGCAUCGGACGCCUGCCCACCAGCAUGGGCGAGGCCAUAACACUGGCGGAAAACAGCGAACUCCUGCGCGAAACCCUCGGCGAUUUCGUUUACGAAACGCUGAUCCGCAACAAGAAGCAGGAGUGGGAGCAAUACCGCUCCACGGUCACCGACUACGAGAUUUCACGUUACCUGCCGUUGCUGUAG